Messenger RNA from Trematosphaeria pertusa, 438 nucleotides. RefSeq lists its product as uncharacterized. The record is from RefSeq and is a predicted model, not a curated record. The transcript has a single exon. The coding region runs from base 1 to 438 and encodes 145 amino acids. Lineage: Eukaryota; Fungi; Ascomycota; Dothideomycetes; Pleosporales; Trematosphaeriaceae.
AUGGCAGUCCGUCCUCACGAGCUGCAGAGGCAGUCCGAGGAGCUCCUGCGACAGAUGGGCGUCCUGCUAGCGCCCUCUCCUUGCAUCUGCCACUGGCGCGCCAUCGACACGACGCCGCUUUCUUUUUCCUCUCCAAUCGACCGCGCGAUGUCCAAUGGGCCACCAUAUCCCACGUUCCCCCCAGCGUCCGCCGUCCGCGAAGCUGCUCUGCUGUCAUCACAGCGCGCAGCUGGCAGCUCGACGCGACGCGGCCAUGUCCCUGCAGCGCGAGCUAAACCCGCUGGUGGUGACGACUCGGUACUGGCUCCCUGGGGAUUCCGGGUCCUCGGUGUUGAGCCAUCGCGGCUCCAGCAGACAAUUUCCAUAAAUGAGGCUCCAGCAGCAGCAAUCCUUGGGGUCCCGGCCUGGGACCGGGCCUGCGCCGCGCAUUCUGGCUAA